GGCAAACACUCUCCAAGGAAGAAGUUACAAUUUACCCGUACAGACUCACACACAAGGCGCCUUGGCGGCAAAUCCCUCAUAUAUAGAUAUAUAAAAAGAAAAAUAUUCAUUUCCGUGUUCCACGUUCUCUGUAUAACUAUACAGUAAAAUAAUGAUUGCAAAUACCAUUCACAAUUGCCAAACACUAAUGUAAUAUACCGAGCCAAAAUUAAGGUGAUAUGGUGAUAAUUUUUCAUCCUUACGAAAUUUUUUUGGCAGAUUAUAAUUCUUUUGUUAUAAAAAAAAAAAAAUUCUUUGAAAAAAAAAUGAAUCCCGACGAACGGGUUUUGGACGCCGAACAAUGGAAAUUAGAAGCUCAGUCUGUUAUAAAUGAUGUUAAAAAUCAUGUCACUGAUUUUGUUCUGUCGGAAAAAUUCCAAAGUACAAAUACAGAAAUAUUUUUAAAUCUCACGACACUCGAGAAUUUGAAAUUUUGUGUUAAAUUAACAGCGGCCGGUUUUUGUGUUGUUGGUAAUCAACAUGACGACAUGUCCAACAAUAUGAAUACUAUGUAUUUUGAAACACCUUACAGUUUACUUGAUUUCCUAAGUCCGAUGUAUAGAAAUUCCUUUGGAAAUUCUCUCCUAAAUAAAUUAAAUCUACUCAAGGAAAAUCAGACCGAUAAUAAUUAAACUGCGAAAAAAAAAUUAAAUACUGUUUCUAAGGAUGUUUUUGAAAAAAUUAAAGAUGUUUUUCUUUUUAAAGGUUAACAAUGUAAACAUUUUUUAAAUGUAAAUAAAGAAA
This is a messenger RNA of Leptopilina heterotoma, 783 nucleotides long. Its product is annotated as GSK3-beta interaction protein. Gene Ontology annotation, cellular component: cytoplasm. Lineage: Eukaryota; Metazoa; Arthropoda; Insecta; Hymenoptera; Figitidae. Bases 219 to 671 code for a protein of 150 amino acids. The record is from RefSeq and is a predicted model, not a curated record. Gene Ontology annotation, biological process: regulation of canonical Wnt signaling pathway. Gene Ontology annotation, molecular function: kinase regulator activity; protein kinase A binding. The transcript is spliced from 2 exons.